Molecule: messenger RNA, 2942 nt
Organism: Parathielavia appendiculata
Lineage: Eukaryota; Fungi; Ascomycota; Sordariomycetes; Sordariales; Chaetomiaceae
Exons: 1
Coding region: 1-2703 (900 amino acids)
Source: RefSeq, a predicted model, not a curated record
AUGUCUUGCUCUGGAGCCGGCGAUGAGGGUGGCGGUAUCCGCGUCCGGCGGGACACCCAAGUCACCGUUGAAGCUUGCCGCAACUCCAUCGAACGCCGAAGAAAUCCGCCGGUCACAACCACUAUCAGAUCAGGAUUAGGAGGGCAGACCGCUUCAUGGCAGCAGCGCAGUCGUGCCAAGUCGUUGGCAGGUGGCUCUAGAUUGCCCAAUACCGUCAGGGACAAGCUUCGCUCCGACGCGCUCAGUCGAAUGAGAGUGAAAAGGAGAGAGAGGGACAUAACAGAAGAGCUUAUUGACUUUUUCCGCAAGACUUCACCUCCGCCGGGAAGCCAAAUGUCGAGGCUUACCACUGUCGACGAGACGCACGAGAAGAAGAGCAAGCGGCUUGCUUUUUGGCCCUUUCGAAAGAAGAGAAGACAUACCAGCUCCAAGUGGACUCCGGGGCUUAUCAAGUUGCCGGACUCGGCGGUGGCUGGAACGACGAUUGGGGGACAUCGCUACAUUGCAAUAUCCAUUCCCGUCGAAUACGCUCACUUGUCGCCCGCGCCACGCAGUCCAGCGAGUCCUCAAACGGAACGGACGAGUAAUCCCUUCGAUGAACGACAAGCUCAAGCUGGUCUUGAUGCCCCUGAGCGCCAGGAUUGGGAUGGAAAAGACCAGGCCACUUCGAUCAGGGACGACACUCGGCUUCUGCCUUACCAAUACAGCAACGGGGCUACUCGGCAGGAGACAGCCGGACCACCACAAGCACGAUUCGGACACGUCUCGGUCGGUGCUCACAACACGACUCCGAAGCCUCUUCCUGAGCUGACAGCACUGCCACAAGGCUCGAGCGGUGUCCCUGUGGAAGUAAGGAAUGGGAUUUCUGACGGGAGCCGGCAUUUACGCCACAAGCCUGUUAUCCAGCGCGUAUCAGCCCAUGAUGUCAGGUUGCCAGACGCCCAGGACGCUAGACCAACGGACUGGAAACCUCUCAACGAGCAACCGUCCAUCGUCGAGAGCUCCCACACCACCGGCAGUGAGCUGAUCUGUUCCGAUGCCGAAACGGUUCACAUUCCUACUCCCCGAUCGACAGCCGAGGCCUCUGUGGGCUCCGACGAGAGCCGGAGCUACCACACCGCUGUGUCUACCCAGUCGCCCCUGGUCGAUUCCGGCCGGGAUUCAACAGAGGGAGGCGCCCUGAGCAUGAAAAGCUCAGCGGCGUCCGACCUCUCAGCGCUUUACGACCCAAGUACGUCUUGGACAUCGAGCCUCUCCGAGUUCGCUUUGCCGCACCCAAUCCUCUUCUCGCACGACUUCCAUCAACCCCAUGCACUGUCAGCCAUCACCUCAGUAGAAUCACCCUCACCGACAACAUCACGAGAUACUCGGACCUCUAGCACCGCACCGGUAGUGGCCGUUGACCGACCGUCGCCAUCAAGCCGGACAUCUUUCCAGCCUCUUGGUGGGACAUCGACCCCCAAGAGUUUGCUCAUGGACGACCCACCCCCAGACCAUACCGAAACACACCGCCGACACAUCCACAGCAUCCCAGAGAUGCUUGGCGUGCUCCCGCGCCCCGGAAAGUCUCCCCUGCCUGGGUUCCAUCCCCAGCCCUCCUUCACCAAAGCCUGGGAAACACCACCCCGGACUCUGACCCCAAUCGCCCCAACCGCCAGCAGCAGUCCCGCCACCAAGUUCACCACAAACCCCUACCCAAGCCCCACCUUCCACCCCCCGCUACGACCACCACCACGAACCAGAACACCUCCGCGACGCACCGAUUCCCACCGAUACCUCCUCCACCGCUACGAAGUCCUGUCCCAGACCCGCGCGCGCGAGCUCGAGAGCAUGCUAGAUCGCCUCGAAAAGCUGGAGCACGCCCACGAGCGCUGGAUGAAGGCUUUGGCGCCUGUUUUGGAGCGCGCUACCUCGCGCCGGAUUGCGCUGGGGAGCAGGGGUGAUGGUAUCUGCAAUGGUAUGGGUAACGGUAAUAUCGACAGCGGAGCGUCGUCUGGUGCGAGUCUGCGAUUACGUCUGCAUGAGCGGUCGCUGCGGAGGAAGUGGAGGAGUCAUUGUGGAGGAGAGGGUAGUUUUGACUCGGGUGUCUACAGCGGCGGCGGCGGUACUAAGAACGACAAGGAUGACGACAACGACGGCGGUGGUGGGGAUGGUGUUGUGGGAAGAGUUUCUGCGGCUCGUGAUGAGAUGCGGAUUGUUUCUUCAGGUCCCACGCGGUUCGACUCGUUGGAGACUGCGCGGAAGAUGCGGUCUCAUUAUUGCCCCUCGAGUGAUGAAAGACUCGACGGGCUCGGUGAGGGGGCUUGCGAUGGCCAAGUCAAUGUCAACGAUCAGUCUAGGCUUCGGAGCGAGCCUGGUUCUGCCACUUGGUCUGUUUCGGCCUCUGGGGAGCUGGUCAUGAACAGCCGUGGGCGGAGACGACGACGACCAGAAAUGAUGGAUGGGUUGGAUAGUUUGCCAUGGCGCUCCAUGGAGAGUUUAGGGGAAGACCGGGGAAGUUGGAGGACGACGUUUGGUGGAAGGCAACCCGAGGCUUUUGCGAGGGAUCAGCAGCGGUGGCGACAGGGCGCGGGUAUUGAAAGCAUGGACGAUGAACAGAGAUCUCGACACAUUGGAGACCCCAAGGGACUUGACGAUCUUGAAUCCGUGAUGCGCGAUUUGGUUUUGGGCUCACGGGAUGGAUAUCAAUCUACUAGAGUGUGAACGUCCCAUCGAUGAUUGGGGACCCAGACUGAUUUCGGAUGCUCGAAAGCUGCAUUGAACAUCAAACUGGUUACCCAAGCGAUCAUCGUGUAUAGGACACUGGUACACAGAGAAAACAACAAGGAAUUCGUUGGGGUACACGUUACAGCUCUUGUGUCUGUUAGUGUCUUGGGGGUCUCGACUCGGAAGCCGCGAAGGUGCACAGUGCUGCCCGCUGACCCGGAUACACUCCCUAGCAU